Messenger RNA from Podarcis muralis (Common wall lizard), 679 nucleotides. Its product is annotated as cell adhesion molecule CEACAM16-like. The record is from RefSeq and is a predicted model, not a curated record. Lineage: Eukaryota; Metazoa; Chordata; Lepidosauria; Squamata; Lacertidae.
UCUUGGGCAAUGUCCCCCCGCACUGGGGAAAUUCCUCCUCUGCACAAUAUAUAAGCCCCCCGGCCUGCUGGAAGGCAUUUUCACUACAGAGAAGGCAACCCAGGCAUCAUGGCUGUUCUGCUCAGGGCUCUGACCCUGGCAGCCUUAGUCUCCUGUCUCCAGCUGGCCGAUGCCAUCCAGAUUGUCCCCACCCCAUCGACCCCCCGCGUAGGACAAACCGUCACCCUUUCUGUGCAGGGCAUAAGGGACCCCACCAUCUGCUUUUGGUUCCGGGGUAGCAGAUUCGACAAGGGUCAGAUGAUCUUCCAGGUUGAGGCCGGAAGGGUGGUCUCAAGGGGUGGGGGCUCCACGGACCGCCACAGCCUGGGGAGAGACUGCGCCCUCGUCAUCCAAGGCGUGCAGCUGCCCGACGCUGGGGACUACUAUUUUAUCGCCCUGCACGGGAGACGCUCAGGUCAAAGAUGGGAAGAUGCUCUGACACGUCUGCAAGUUUCCAACUGAUGACUCUGGAUCCCCUCCCACGGACCAACAGCUUUUGCUGUAAGGAUGAAGGAAUUGGCCCUUGAGAUGAAUGAAUUUCUCCUUUGGUUCCCCUUCCCUUCCUCCUCUCUGAUCUCCUCUUGCCUUCCACUAAAGGAGAACACCUGAAUAAAAUAUCCGCACUGGCAAUUCAAAACAG